This is a messenger RNA of Mercurialis annua (annual mercury), 4194 nucleotides long. Its product is annotated as putative lysine-specific demethylase JMJ16. Gene Ontology annotation, cellular component: nucleus. Gene Ontology annotation, molecular function: histone H3K4me/H3K4me2/H3K4me3 demethylase activity. The transcript has 12 exons. Gene Ontology annotation, biological process: chromatin remodeling. Lineage: Eukaryota; Viridiplantae; Streptophyta; Magnoliopsida; Malpighiales; Euphorbiaceae. The record is from RefSeq and is a predicted model, not a curated record. The coding region runs from base 227 to 4003 and encodes 1258 amino acids.
CAUGUCCUUAGUAAUAAUAAUAAUAAAAUAUAAAUCAUCAUAAAAAAAAAUUACUAGUAAUAAUUUUAAUAAAAAGAGUACCGAAUUUAAUUCCCUAUGCACUCAAAAUCUGCUUUAGGUUUAUAGAAUUUUUUCCUGGAUUAAGAUUAGAUUUUUGUUGAAUCAAAAAAGUAAAUAAAGAGGUCAAUAAUUUUCUUCCAGAUUUACCCUUAUCUUCUCUUUUUUGAUGGGAACUGAACUCAUGAGAGUCUGUGUUAAGGAAGAAAAUGAUGACAUUCCAGCAGUUCCGCCUGGUUUUGAAUCAUUUGCUGCUUUCACCUUAAAGAAAGUGCAAGAUAGUGAGAAGCAGGAAAGCCUAGACAUAGUAAAUAGAUAUUCAGGAUCUUUAAUUGCUUCAGAAUCACAACCUGUUAAGAUGGAAACGGAAUUUCAAAGUGGUACUGAGCCAAAAGUUACAAGGUCUCUUCGGCGUAGAGCCUGGAUAAACUAUGGACAAUUGGAAAAUUGUUCAGGGGAGGAAGCUGUUGCUGGGAAGCUUAUUCAAGAUCUCAGUUCAAGGCCUCAUCUUCCUAAGGGGGUUAUCCGUGGCUGUGAACAAUGCAUUGAUUGCCAGAAGGUCAAUGCGAGGUGGCAUCCUGGAUAUGCUCGUAAGCCCGAACUGGAGGACGCUCCUGUCUUCUAUCCAACUGAAGAGGAGUUCGAGGAUACUUUAAAUUAUAUUGCUAGCAUACGGCCAAAAGCUGAACAAUAUGGUAUAUGUCGCAUUGUUCCUCCUCCUUCUUGGAAACCUCCCUGUCCACUGAAGGAAAAAUCUAUAUGGGAGGGUUCUAAGUUUGCUACUCGUGUUCAAAGGGUUGACAAACUGCAGAAUCGGGAUUCGCUGAAAAAGAUGUCAAGGACGAAUAAUCAUACUAGAAAGAAAAGAAGAAAAUGCAUGAGAAUGGAAGUAGAUUGCGGGACAGAUACUGAAAGUAUCUCAGGCUGCACCAAAGUUGGUGCUUGCGAGGCUGACAAUUUUGGGUUUGAACCUGGUCCACAGUUUACUCUGAAUAUGUUUCAGAAAUAUGCUGAUGAUUUCAAGGCGCAAUACUUUGGCAAGAACGAUGUCAUCAAGGGCGUUAAUACAGCAGCCAUUCAGGAUAGUUGGGAGCCAACAGUGGAGAAUAUUGAGGGUGAGUAUUGGCGAAUUGUAGAAAAGGCGACUGAGGAAAUAGAGGUGCUUUAUGGAGCUGAUCUGGAAACUGGGGUUUUUGGCAGUGGGUUUCCAAAAUUGUCUAGUCAAGUUGGUUCUGAUGCCAAUGACCGUUAUGCAAAGUCUGGCUGGAACUUGAACAACUUCCCGAGGCUUCCUGGCUCUGUUCUUUCCUACGAGAGUGGCGAUAUAUCUGGUGUUCUGGUGCCAUGGCUGUAUAUAGGAAUGUGCUUUUCAUCAUUCUGUUGGCAUGUUGAAGAUCAUCACUUGUAUUCGCUGAAUUACUUGCAUUGGGGGGCUCCAAAAAUAUGGUAUGGUGUGCCGGGGAAGGAUUCCAUGAAAUUAGAAGAGGCUAUGAGAAAGCAUUUGCCUGAUCUUUUUGACGAACAGCCAGACUUGCUUCACAAGCUGGUGACUCAGCUUUCUCCUUCCAUACUUAAAGCUGAAGGGAUACCAGUCUAUCGUUGCAAACAAAAUUCUGGAGAGUUUAUUCUAACAUUUCCUCGAGCAUAUCAUUCAGGGUUUAAUUGUGGCUUCAAUUGUGCGGAGGCGGUAAAUGUAGCUCCUGUUGACUGGCUGCCCCAUGGACAGAUUGCUAUAGAGCUAUACCGUGAGCAGGGAAGAAGAACUUCCAUAUCCCAUGAUAAAUUGUUGCUUGGGGCAUCAAGGGAAGCAGUAAGAGCUCAUUGGGAACUUAAUUUACUGAAAAAGAACACUUCAAAUAAUUUAAGAUGGAAAGAAGUGUGCGGAAAGGAUGGGAUACUAUCCAAAGCACUCAAGGAACGUGUGGAGAUGGAACGUGUGAGGAGAGAAUUUCUAUGCAAAUCUUCACAGGCGCUGAAGAUGGACAGCAAUUUUGACGCCACAAGUGAAAGGGAAUGUAAUGUCUGCCUUUUUGAUUUGCAUCUUUCUGCAGCAGGAUGCCAUUGUUCUCCGGAUAAGUAUGCAUGCUUGAACCAUACAAACCAGAUGUGUUCAUGUGGAGGGGGUACCAAAUAUUUCCUAUUUCGCUAUGACAUCAACGAAUUAAAUAUCCUAGUUGAAGCAUUGGAAGGAAAACUAAGUGCAGUGUAUAGAUGGGCAAGACUUGAUCUUGGACUGGCAUUAGCAUCUUUCAUCUCCAAAGACAAUUUGCAAGACUGUAAAUUAUCUUAUUUGCCUGAAGUAAAAGCACUGAAAGAGACAAGAUCAAAAGCAUCUUUGGAGCUCCUCAAUGAUUUAAACAGUAAAACUUCAAUUAAGAUCUUAAAUGAGACUCCUUCAGUUGAGAAAAAGAUACCUCCUGAAACUAUAGCUCAGAAGGUGGCAAAGGCAUUAGCUCUAUCUAAUAGUUCUUUCCAAGUAAUUGAGAAACAAAGUAAUGGUUUUAAGGUACAGAAAGAGGGUUCCACUUGUUCUCCUGCUAAUUUGACAACAGCAAUAUGCCAGCUAUCUCGAGAAGACACAUCCUAUGCUGGGGAUGUGAGUUCUGUGGAAUCUGGAAGCAAAAAGCCUCCACCUUUGAAUCAUGGUGACAUUAUUCUUCUUAGUGAUGAUGAAGGUGAUGAACCAAAAGAAUCAGCUGGAGAACGAACAAAAGAAAAUUCGCACGCAAAGCACUCAGAAGUUACUGACAAGCCAUCAAGUUCUAAUAAUAUCACUUGUAAUGACAAUAAAGAUACAAUCUCAAUUACCUCUCUGACUGAUUCUCUAGUUAGUGGCGAAAGUAACGGCAUUUCCUCACCAAGUCGGCAGAGGAUCAAUAGUUUAUUUGUACCUGUAAAAUUGAAGGAUGUCCAUCAAGAAAGUGAAAGAGUUCUGGAAUCUAAUGCAUCAAAGAGUUCUUGCCAUCCAGGGUCUGCAUCAGUUUCUGAUCGGACUGGUCAGGAUUCCUUAAAUAUGAGUCAAACCAAGAGGGAUCAAAAUAUGUUAAAUUCUGGAUGUCAACCUAUGCAGCAGUUGGGCAGUUUAAAACCAAACGCUGAGGAUAAAAUGGGAGCAAGUGUCACCUCUAAUUCAGUGGAAUACUCGAGAGCUAUUACAGCUAGCCCAUCUUGUUCAUCAAAUAAUUUGGAUCGACAUUUUCGUCAGAAGGGUCCACGUAUUGCAAAGGUAGUGCGGCGGAUUAAUUGUAAUGUUGAGCCUCUGGAAUUUGGAGAUGUACUUUCCGGAAAAUUAUGGAGCAACAGCCAGGCAAUUUUUCCCAAAGGAUUUAGAAGCCGUGUUAGAUACAUAAGUGUUUUGGAUCCCACAAAUAUGUCUUACUAUGUCUCAGAAAUUUUGGGUGCUGGACAAGAUAGACCUCUGUUUAUGGUUUCGCUGGAAGAUUGUCCAAGUGAGGUGUUUGUCCACGUUUCAGCAUCCAGGUGCUGGGAAAUGGUGCGAGAUAGAGUGAAUCAAGAGAUCACUAAGCAACAUAAAUUGGGAAGGAUGAACUUGCCCCCACUGCAACCUCCUGGCAGUCUUGAUGGCCUUGAAAUGUUUGGGUUUUCUUCCCCAGCUAUUGUGCAGGCAAUAGAGGCAUUGGAUCGAAAUCGAGUUUGUACAGAUUAUUGGGAUUUGAGGCCGUAUUCACGGCCUGUAGGUCAGAUUCCACAACCCAAAGAAAUUGGUAGAAAUUUGCAUGGCAAAAAUGACGGACAAAACGGAGGUAAUUCAAGUAACCAUUCGUUACCUAACGGAGCUGAUAACAUUCUUAGAGAGCUCUUGAAGAAGGCUAACACAGAAGAACUGAACUCGCUGAACGUAAUUCUAAACGGUGGAGGAACGAGCGUUGAUGGAGGUUUAAUAACUAAACUUGUGAAUGAAGAGAUAAAAUAUCGCCGGAGAUGAUUCUUUGAGAUUGAAUCGGCCUUUGCAAUUUUUUUUUUGACUGUAAAUUCCAAAAUCUCACUCACUGUGCACAUACAUCUCCAUUCAAUCUACAAUUUUUUUUACUUAGAGAUAAAAACAGAAAGGAAAAAACAAACACUCAUGUAAUUCUUCAAAAUGCCCAUUUAUAACAAAGAAGCUGGAAAUUUUAA